CUCGAGACCCCCGCCUCGCCCUCCAAAAACUCCACCAUCAUCUUCCUACACGGAUUCGGAGACGAUGGCCACGGCACAGGCUACGGGCUCGCCCAGCAGUUCCAGAUGUACCAGAAACUUCCUUACACAAAAUGGGUCUUUCCUACGGCACAUGUCGAUCGGAUCGUUGGCCAGCGCUGCUGGUACAGGCCGCAUGACCUGAAGCCAGAGGGGCCUGUGCAUGAGGCUGAAGAUGAGCUGGAAGGAUCCAAUGAGGAAGAAUAUGAGAAAGACGAAGAAGGCAUAUUGAAGACUGUCCAGUACAUCGACUCCCUGGUCGCUAAACAGAUAGAGGACGGUGUCGAGCCGGGCAAGAUCGUGGUGGGAGGAUUCAGUCAGGGGGGUGCGGUCUCGACGAUCUGGGGUCUCAAGGGGCAGUUCAGAGAUAAGGUGGCUGGUGUAUUUGGGCUGAGCGGAUAUUUCCCCAGGGUGAAGGCUGUUGCUGUAUCACUGCCUGCUGAGAGUGGCAUCGAGGCCGAUGGCGACACUGGUGGGACAUAUGCGCCGAGGUGGUUCUUCGCUCACGGCAUGGCAGAUAAGAUGAUACCUAUCAGCUUAUUCAGGGAAGGGCAAAAGAGGCUGCACCAGUACAUCGCCCGCGAAAAGGUUGAGGGACACGUGUAUGAGAACCUCGAUCAUGACGUGGGCCGAGGCGAGCUGCGAGACCUCUGGCUGUGGCUGAGAAAGGUUCUGGAAGAG
Cryphonectria parasitica EP155 is the source of this 738-nucleotide messenger RNA. RefSeq lists its product as uncharacterized. The transcript has a single exon. Gene Ontology annotation, molecular function: carboxylic ester hydrolase activity; palmitoyl-(protein) hydrolase activity. Gene Ontology annotation, cellular component: cytoplasm. The annotation marks the transcript as partial. NCBI's taxonomy places the organism in Eukaryota, Fungi, Ascomycota, Sordariomycetes, Diaporthales, Cryphonectriaceae. Gene Ontology annotation, biological process: protein depalmitoylation. The record is from RefSeq and is a predicted model, not a curated record.